GCCAAACCCAUCUGGCAACCCUGCCCCUCGCUCGCCUCAAAUACUGACAAAUAGUCAAAUUAUCAAAUAUGGAAGAAGGUCGAGGAGAGAUUGAGUUGGAAACGAGGUUUGAAGUGGAAGAUGUCGAUGAGCAUCACCAGCAAUCAUUUUCAGUGGUAGAUCCAGUGACCACCACUGUCACCAGUUCAUACCAUACUUCCGAUGCUGUCCCUAAUACAGUUUAUUAUCGGGACCAAGUUGAUGAUAAAGGCCUUCCCAGACCUUCUUUAGAUGCACUCCAUGAUAUUGAACAACACACUGUUAAAAGAUCAUCUGUUACUGGAGAUGAAGCUGAUAUGGUUACAAUAGGGGAAGGAGGAGAGAGAAGAAGGAAGUGUUGGCCAUGUCAAAGAAACAAGACUAAUAAUGCAGAGCCUAAAAAGUUAGGCUGGAUUCAAGGAGUGCUUAUACGCUGUUUACUGAAUAUUUGGGGCGUCAUGCUGUUUAUCCGACUUAGCUGGGUUGUAGGUCAAGCUGGUAUAGGGUUCUCUUCUAUAAUCAUUAUACUAUCCACUGUUGUAACUGUUGUUACCACGUUAUCCAUGUCAGCCAUUUGUACCAACGGUGAGGUGAAAGGAGGAGGAGCGUAUUAUUUAAUCUCUCGGAGUUUGGGACCUGAAUUUGGAGGAGCUAUUGGUAUUAUAUUUUCACUGGCUAAUGCAGUAGCUGUGGGACUUUAUGUUGUUGGUUUUGCAGAAACACUGACUGAACUAUUAGUGAGACACAAUGUUCCUAUACCAGGACUCUCGGAAAUAAACCACAUACGUAUAUUUGGCUUUUUUACUGCUAUAUUAUUGUUGGGUAUAGCAUUGAUUGGAUUAGAUUGGGAAUCAAAGAUUCAAUUAGUUUUGUUAGUUGUGUUGAUUGUUGCUCUUAUUGAUGCUGUGAUUGGUUCAUUCAUACCAAGAAGUUGUGAUCAUACUGUAACAUUACAAGGAUUUACUUAUUAUCGAUGGGGUACAUUUGUUGACAACUUUCCUCCUGACUAUCAUGACAACCAGAAUUUCUUCAGCGUCUUUUCUGUAUUCUUCCCAGCAGCUACAGGUAUACUCGCUGGAGCUAAUAUAUCAGGAAACCUUAAGGACCCACAAACUGCUAUACCCAAAGGAACAUUUACAGCUAUAUUCAUCAGCAGUGCUGUGUAUCUGGUAAUAGCAUGGAUGAUUGGAUUCACUGUUGUUAGAUUUGCCCCUGGCACCCCAACAUUAUACUUUGACAAGAUAGCUGAAGCAACAUCAUCCUUUCAAUGUAGCUCAGGACUAGAUGAAUCUAGUUCUAAUUUCACUUACUGCAUGUCAUCAUUUUUUGAUUUGGGAACAGUGAAUGGUUUUAUGCAGAACUGUACUGAUUGUCUGAGUGUGCCAUGUGAUUAUCAGGAUGGGGUUGAUGCUGUCUGUCUUGAUGGCAGUAAUCAGCACUGUCUCUUUGGAACUAUUAGAUACUUUCAAAUAAUGGAGAUGAUAUCAGUUUGGGGGCCUAUUAUGACAGCAGGGAUAUUUGCUGCUACCUUGUCAUCAGCAUUAGCUAGUCUUGUUAGUGCACCGAAAGUGUUUCAGAGAGUUUGUCAAGACAAAAUAUUUCCAUAUAUGGAGUUUUUUGGUAGAGGAGGUUGGCGUGGAACUGGUAAUGAACCAAUUCGUGGAUAUUUUCUAACAUUUAUAAUCGCUAUUGCUUGCAUUGGAAUAGGUGAAUUGAAUGUAAUUGCAUUGAUCAUAUCUAACUUCUUUUUAAUGGCCUACACACUAAUUAAUUUCUCUUGUUUUAUGGCAUCACUGUCGAAGAGUCCAGGCUGGCGUCCAUCUUUUAAGUUUUAUUCAAUGUGGAUAGCACUCUUAGGAUCAGCUUUGUGCUUGUCUAUUAUGUUUGUUAUAAGCUGGUGGGCUGCACUGAUAACACUGAUAGCAGUUGGUUUUCUCUACUUGCUUGUUGACUGGCGGAAACCAGAUAUUAACUGGGGAUCUAGUACACAUGCUAUUCUAUAUACGUAUGCAUUGAGAAAUUUGUUAAAGUUAGAGAAACUAGAGGAUCAUGUCAAGAAUUUUAGGCCACAGUUUUUAGCAUUGACUGGUCCUCCGUCAUCUCGUCCUGAUUUAGUUUUCUUUUUAUCACAAAUAUCAGCAGACACUGGUAUGACCAUUUGUGGACAAGUUCUGCAAGGAGAACAUAGUGUUAACAGGAGGAUUCUGCUUAGCACUCAGCAGAAGAAGUGGCUUCGAACAAAGAAGAUAAGAGCUUUUCAUAACAUUGUAACUUCUAGUUCACUGAGAAAUGGAACACAAAGCCUUCUGCAGUUGUCUGGACUAGGUAAAAUGAGACCAAAUAUAUUAGCAAUAGGCUACAAGAACAACUGGAAAACGAGUCAAUACAGUGAUGUUGAUGAAUAUGUUAAUAUACUGCAUGAUGCUUUUGAUCUACAAUUUGGUGUUGUCAUAUUUCGUUUGAGAGCUGGAUUUGAUGCAACUGAUCAAGUGGAUAGUCCUUCUAGCAGAGCUGCAACCCUCAAGAAAUCAUCUGAUGAGUCUCCUCCAAUAAUGGGAGAAAGGAAGGAAAGUAAAAUACCAUUGUUACCAAUGUCAUCAUCACCAAAGCCCAAAUCGUUUGCUAGUCAUGAACUUGUUGAUAUACCAUUGAAUGAAGCAGCAGAUCCAGCCAAUAGUGAUAAUGUAUCACUUCAUUUAAGUGAUGAAGAUGAAGAUGAGAUAGGCACUGAUCGAAAAUCCUUAGAUAGUUAUGCAAUAGCAAUAGAGAAUGGAGACAAUCCUCUUGAUGAGGAACGACCACCAAGUUCUUCUCAAGUUCCUGAAAUGCCUGACAUUAUUACUCUGCCAUCAAGAUUCGAGAAGAAGCAAGAAGCUGGCUUUAUUGAUGUGUGGUGGAUUUAUGAUGAUGGAGGAUUGGCUCUUUUGCUUCCCUUUUUGUUGUCAAGGAAUGCAUUAUGGAAGAGUUGCAAGCUCCGAAUAUUUGUAGCUGGAUCAUCUAAUAUUGAUGGAGCACGCUUGAGAAUGACUGCUCUCUUGAGAAAGUUUAGAAUUAGCGUUUCUGAUGUUAUAGAAGUAUCAGGCAUCACAAAAAGACCAAGCAAAGACAGUAUUGAUUGCUACUUGGCUUUACCAUCAGAUGAAGCUACUGAUCAUUCCAGCUUGGACAAGAAAACUCUUAAAAUGAUUCGUGUUGGAGAGUUACUGCAUGAGCAUUCAUUGAAUUCUAAGCUUAUAGUAUUUACCAUUCCUGUGCCUCGAAGGGGAAGCUCUUCUCUUAAGUAUAUGAGCUGGUUGGAGGUUAUUAGCAGGAAUUUACCACCAGUGGUACUCGUCAGAGGAAAUCAAACAUCAGUUCUAACUUUUUACUCAUAAAAAUUAUUAUAAUAAAUUUAGCUUUUUCAGUCUUAAUGAUUAAUUUAUUAUAACCGGGUGUUUUAGUUAUUGUUGUUAUCAUUAUUGUGGCUUACACUCAUUGUUUUGAUUUUUUAAUCUAUAUUGAAAUCAAAGUUCAAAAAGACAUGUAG
This is a messenger RNA of Amphimedon queenslandica, 3544 nucleotides long. Its product is annotated as solute carrier family 12 member 1-like. Gene Ontology annotation, cellular component: membrane. The coding region runs from base 69 to 3392 and encodes 1107 amino acids. The record is from RefSeq and is a predicted model, not a curated record. The transcript has 25 exons. Gene Ontology annotation, molecular function: sodium:potassium:chloride symporter activity. Gene Ontology annotation, biological process: sodium ion homeostasis; potassium ion homeostasis; chloride ion homeostasis. NCBI's taxonomy places the organism in Eukaryota, Metazoa, Porifera, Demospongiae, Haplosclerida, Niphatidae.